Molecule: messenger RNA, 1725 nt
Organism: Bombina bombina (fire-bellied toad)
Lineage: Eukaryota; Metazoa; Chordata; Amphibia; Anura; Bombinatoridae
Product: oocyte zinc finger protein XlCOF7.1-like
Exons: 8
Coding region: 27-1520 (497 amino acids)
Biological process (GO): negative regulation of transcription by RNA polymerase II
Molecular function (GO): DNA-binding transcription repressor activity, RNA polymerase II-specific
Source: RefSeq, a predicted model, not a curated record
CUUUCAGCAGCUUGACCAAUUCACUGAUGAUGAAAAUCGAUAAGGGAAAAAAGGCAACUGACAAAAUCUUAACUCGAGCCCUGGAGAUCAUCUACCUGCUGUCUGGCGAGGUUUCAGUCUUGCAGCAUUUGAUGAAUUCACUGAUGGUGAAAGAGAUGAACAAGGAUGAAAAGAUAAUGUCUGAAAGAAUCUUGAAUCACACCCUGGAGAUUAUCUUUUUGUUAACCGGAGAGGAAUACACUAUUGUGAAAAAAAAUUCCCUCUACAGCAACAUUCAUGCUUUGAAUGGAAAGGUCCCUAUAACGUAUGAUGAUGUUGCAGUGUAUUUUUCUAUGGAGGAGUGGGAGUAUAUAGAAGAACACAAGGAACUUUACAUGGAUGUAAUGAUGGAGGUUCCUCUGACAUGCAGGACUGCUGAAAAUCCUACUCAACACUACUCUACUGCAACUAAAGAAAAAUUAGACAAAUUGCUAGUGAAAGAGGAAGAAGAUACACAAAUUGUAGAUAUUCAGCAGGUCAACAUAUUUUCAACCCCCUAUGAAGUUCUACCUAAUGAAAAUCUAGAAGUUAUUUCACUAAAGGUGGAAGAAGAGAACAUUCAGAUGGUCAACAUCUGCUCAGUGCCCUAUAAAGGUGACAUUAAAACAGAAAUUACUGAGAAUGCUGAAAAAGGAGAAGAUUUGCGUGGAAGGAGUCUGGUAAAAGAACUGAAGCAGGACAUCUGUGACAAUAUCAGCAGAGAUGUAUGUAUGAGCUAUAAUAUUCCUGAAAAGCAUCAGCAGGCAGUUAACUAUAUCAACACAUCUAGAAAUGAAAACUGCAAAGUUCCACUAAAUGACAAAAACUCUUCAGAAAAACAGUAUAAUUGCAAUGAAGGCAAUUCUCAAGAACAUGAACAGUUUAAUCACACAAGAAGGAAAAAGAUUCAUACGCAGAACAAAUCAUUAUGUUCAGAAUGCGGAAAAUGGUUUACAUGUAGAUUGGAAUUGACACAACAUCAGAGCAUUCAUGAAGUUAAAAAAACAUUUUUCUGUACCGUCUGUGGGAAAACUUUUACCCAGAAAAUUAACCUUAUUACACAUCAAAGGACGCAUACUGGUGAAAAACCGUUCACUUGUUCUGAAUGCGGGAAAUGUUUUACUUUUCAGCAAUCUUUUAUUCGUCAUCAGAAAAUCCAUAGAGGAGACAAAAAAUUUUCAUGUUCUGUAUGUGGAAAAUGUUUUAUUAUGCAGCACUCGCUUAUUACACAUCAGAGAACACACACUGGGGAAAAGCCAUUUUCAUGUUCUGAAUGUGGGAAAUCUUACACUUUGAAACAAACCCUUAUAAGGCAUCAGAUAAUUCAUACAGGAGAGAGACCUUUUUCUUGUUCUGAAUGUGGGAAAUGUUUUACUUGGCAGCAUUCUCUCACAACACACCAGAAAACCCAUACUGGUAAGAAACCGUUUGUAUGUUCUGAGUCUGACUAUGAAAAAAGUUUUAGUCACCAACAAACACUUAUUAGUAAAUCAGAAAAGUAAUUUAAGAAAGAUAUAAUAAAAAUAUUCUGAAUAAGAGAAUAUGUUUUACAUGGCGGCAUUCUCUCACAACACACCAGAAAACCCAUAUGGGUAUGAAAAUGUUAGUAUGUUCUGAAUAUGAGAACAGUUUUAGUUACCAAACACUUAUGACAAAUCAGAAAAGUAAUUUAAGAAAUAUAGAAUUCAAAUAUUCUGAAUAAGGAAA